Molecule: messenger RNA, 243 nt
Organism: Meira miltonrushii
Lineage: Eukaryota; Fungi; Basidiomycota; Exobasidiomycetes; Exobasidiales; Brachybasidiaceae
Exons: 3
Coding region: 1-243 (80 amino acids)
Source: RefSeq, a predicted model, not a curated record
AUGCGCUUCACAACUAUUAUCUUCUCUUUGAUCGCCCUCAACAGUAUCAACGGCUGGGCCGCUCCUCUUACAAGAUUAAACCAAAUUGAAAACCCAGUCGAACGUCGUGCUGCUUUGUUGGAAAAUAUGAUCGGUGAAGCAGAUGUCACUCUGGUUAAACGUAGAGGAUCAAGAUCAAGAGGAAGUAGCUCGUCUUCGUCUUCGUCUUCUUCUGGUGCUGGCCUUUGUGUUCCUCUUCCUUGA